CUGCACUGGUGCAAUAAGUUAGAAAGAGACAAACAUAUUUUCUUUCACUCUAACUAAUUACACUAGUGCAACAAUACAGCUAGAAAGAACAGACCCAAUAUAACGCAUGGAACUGCAAGUGUUGCAGACAUUGCAGUUGCCAGAUAACCUUAUUUUGAUGAAACGUGUCGACGAUAUAUGUUUCACGCGUGAUAUGAUUUUAUUAAUAUCUAUUUAUUAGAAUGUAAAGGGUGUCAUUGCAUUGUUGAGGAAUAUUUGACUUGUACAAAUUUACAGAAUAUUGCUGUUAUACAAUGGCCUAUAUUUUGAACAAGACUUCCAUUUUAUGCCGAGCUGCUUUUCACAAAAAUAUAAUUCUUGGAUCUGUAACUAAAAUCACAAAAAGUUACAUGCAUCAAACUAAUAAAACAAAUAUUAUUGCAGAACAGAAAUUUAGACUUAAAGAUAAUAUAAGCAAUAAUUAUAAACUCAUAUAUAGAGAGCAAAGAGCUAUGAAUGUAAUGAUUACUCUUGCAUAUAAUACUGCAUGGCUAGGUAUUAUUUUUUGCACAGUUUUUAUGGGAUAUCUGAUUUACAAAAAUCCACCAGUGGAAGAACACAAAAAAUUAACAUUUAUCUCUAGUGCUUACGCAUCGUCUCUAAGUAAAUCAGCUAGGACAGCCAUAUUGCUCUUUUCUCUUGCUCUAACCAUCACGGUUAUAGUAUGCUGUAGAAUAAUUCCAUUUAGAAUUUAUUAUAGUCCUGCAGAAAAAUUAUAUAAAGCUGUAUUUGUGCGUUCGAUAUUGUGUGAAAAACAUAUAGUAACAUUUGGCGAAGGCACCGCUAUGCCGAUAUUUAAACGUAAACAUACAGGAAAUAUAUUAUUUAAUGUUAAUGGCCGUAUUAUUUUACUUGAUAAGGAAAGUUUCCCAAUACCAUAUAUGCGUGAACAAAUGAUUUACAAAACUAAUUAGAACUCUUUAUGUAUUAUAUUUAAUUAUUUAUAUUUUAGUUUCUUCUAUCUAUUGUACAGAAAUAUUCCUAUUGAUAUUAUUCAUUUAAUCUGCAUUAGAUAUUGUUAUAAACAGAAUAAGAUUAA
Camponotus floridanus (Florida carpenter ant) is the source of this 1078-nucleotide messenger RNA. RefSeq lists its product as uncharacterized. The transcript is spliced from 2 exons. The record is from RefSeq and is a predicted model, not a curated record. The coding region runs from base 294 to 953 and encodes 219 amino acids. NCBI's taxonomy places the organism in Eukaryota, Metazoa, Arthropoda, Insecta, Hymenoptera, Formicidae.